AGGGGCGGGUCCGGAACCCUGCCCCGCCGUUGGCUGAGCGGCGUGAGGCGAGGGGAGCGCUUCCGGUGGGCCCUCGAGGUCCUUCCUGAGCGCGAGGCCUGCGCGGCCCAGUCGGGCGAGAGGAGCGAGGAGCGGCGGCGGCGGCGCCAUGGUGAGGAGCGGGAGCCGGAGCCGGGGGGGGGGGCGAGGGGGGCGGGCGCGGGGCUCCCUCGGGACGGACUAAUGGCGGCUCUCCUUCCUCCCCCCCCGCGCAGGUCCUCCUUCACGUCCUCUUCGAGCACGCGGCCGGCUACGCGCUCUUCGCCCUCCGGCAGGUGGAGGAGGUGGCUCUGCUGCUGCCCCAGGUGAGCGCGGGGGGCCGGAGAAGGACUUUCGGGGGCCGCAUCCCACCCCUCCCCCCUCGGGCGACCCUCCUCUGACUCGGAUGAUGCCACGUGGGGAUGCCCGGGGGAGAGACACGUGCGCCUGGCCCGGCGGGGAGGCCUUUGCGGCCAAGGGAGAGCAACUCGCGAGUAGGCCCGGCGGGAUCACGGGGAGGGCGGCGCGGCGGUGGGGUUCAAUAGGUUUUCCCCCUCGAUGUGGCUUUCUUAGAUGGGAUCUGCCUGCCCGGCCCCUUUUUGUUCGUCGCGCCAGUAAAGAGGAAUAUUCGGGAGGUUUGGGCAUUGAUUUGCAUAGAUCAGAGCUGUCUCGCCCCCGCAACAAAAUUCCGCCAUCACGAAGCGUGGGGUUGCUCCCGCCAUCUUGGUCUUUGGGGGAGGAGGCAUUGUGGGUUGAUUCAGCGCAGGGCAAAACCGGGACAUGUGCUGCUGGCGCUUCUGCAGGUGGAGGAGAGCGUCCUGAACCUCGGCAAAUUCCUCACCGUGGUCAAACUCGUCGCCUUUUCGCCCUUCAAGUCUGCCCAGAGUGCCUUGGAAAACAUCAAUGCUAUCUCCGAAGGUGAGCAGCGCCCAGAUUCCUUCCUCUUUGCUCAGAUUCUGCUCUUUUCCGUAAGGGCAGCGCCCCGGCGCCCCACUGAGUCUUCUCUUUCUCUUGCCCGGUCCAGGGAUCCUCCAUGAGGACCUCCGUCUUCUCCUCGAGACGAACUUGCCGGCCAAAAAGAAGAAGGUCGUUGUGGGGGUCAGCGAUGCUAAAAUCGGGGCUGCCAUCCAGGAAGAGCUGGGCUUCCAGUGCCAGGCUGGAGGCGUCGUGGCUGAGAUCACCCGAGGUGAGUCUGUGAAAAGGGCAACAGGAAUGGGAAGAAUUGUUUACUGGAUGAGGUGUUUGGAGAGUGUUUUUCUGCCAGCGCUUGGCAGGGCUGAACCCCCUUUCUCCUGUCUUCUCCCUCCGCCCAGGUAUCCGGUUGCAUUUCCACAGUCUGAUCAAAGGUCUGACAGCACAGUCCGCCUCCAAGGCUCAACUGGGACUGGGGCACAGCUACUCUCGGGCCAAAGUGAAGUUCAACGUCAACAGGGUGGAUAACAUGAUCAUCCAGUCCAUCAGCCUCUUGGACCAGCUAGACAAGGACAUUAACACCUUCUCCAUGCGGGUCAGGUGAGGGGGUCUCUGGUGCUUUGGAGAGACGUUCUGGCCAAAGUUGAUUCUUCCUUCCGGUCUCCCUAUGCUUACCACAGGCAGCUUCACCACACCUGCUGACUGUAUAGAAACGGGAGACAGAGAAUUGAUAGCCCUGCGUAUACACCACAGCCAGGCCGACUUUCCCCUGAGCUGUAUUGUUAGUACGGGCACAAAAAAGCCACACACCCAAAAUCCUGGAGCCUUUUCUAAACUUUGCCUGGAGAGGCUGUGGGUGCUCUGUCCUGACUCUGCCUCCUCUCCCCCCUGGCAGAGAGUGGUACGGAUAUCACUUCCCUGAGCUGAUCAAGAUCGUGAGUGACAACUACACCUACUGCCGCCUCACCAAGCUCAUUGGGAACCGGAAGGAGCUGAGUGAGGAGAGCCUGGAGGCCUUGGAAGAAAUCGUCAUGGACAGUGCCAAGGCCCAGGCUAUCCUGGAGGCCUCUCGCUCAUCCAUGGGUCAGUAGUCAUGUGGGGAAGGGGUGGGGCCUUAGGUAUGCCAGGUGAACACAGGUGCUGAACCGUGGCUCUUGCACAGUUUUUUGAUUUCAAGCAGCUCAUCUACUUGGCGUUGAGUCUUUCUGGUGCUAAUGUCUGUUUUCAGUUCCGUUGUUUUAAAUUUGACACAUGCAACAAUUUGUAAUAACUUCAUCCUUUUUAGUCUUCUGUUAACAAGGGCCAGUUUUUAAGAGAAGCUGCACUGCGGAGGGAGGUUAGGAGCGUGGCCCGGUUCUCCUUUUUGCCUCCUCUGUUCUGAUGUGCCUCCCUUCUCCCUGCAGGGAUGGAUAUCUCUCCCAUUGACCUCAUCAACAUUGAGAGCUUCUCCAGCCGCGUCAUCUCUCUCUCCGAGUAUCGCAAAGGCCUGCAGGAGUAUCUCCGCUCCAAGAUGAGCCAGGUGGCUCCCAGCCUCUCAGCCCUGAUUGGAGAAGUGGUAAGUGGCUGCCGUGUGUGUAGAGAGGAACCCCCUGCCCCCCCCCCAUUCUCACUGGCUACAGAUAUGAUGUACAAUGUGAAUCUGUCAAUCCACUGAGCCCUUGUGCUGACACCCUCUCACUGCUGAUCUGUGCCAGAGGAAAGGGAGGGGGCAGAGGCCGUCUGUAGAGAGGAGUUUUAAGCAUUGUAACGUUUUGUGUGUGCAAUGUUAGCCGGCUGCUGAGCAAGGCCAAGGGCCGCUCUCAUGGAUUGGGCCGCUGGUGCAAGUUGAUGCUUCGGAGUUUUCUACCUUCCUGUUUGGGGCUUAGCAAACCCUGAGCCCCUUGCACAGCCUGGGAAGCAACUUGUCUCCUGGGCACAAUUGUGGGUCUGGCUGCUGCUCUGAGGCGGCUGCGUCACGUGAUUGCCUUGCCUGUCUCCUUUCCCCGCAGGUGGGCGCCCGCCUCAUCUCCCACGCCGGCAGCCUGACCAACCUGGCAAAGUAUCCCGCUUCCACAGUGCAGAUCCUGGGGGCAGAGAAGGCUCUCUUCAGGUACAGCUGCAGGGCGGCCGCAGUGAUGGCAGACUCCUGGGGUGCUGGGCUUGAUGUGCUGGUCAAGUCCCCUUGGCCGCAUGUGUGAUGGGCUGGCCCCCAGCCUCUGAGCGGUCACCUGGGCCAUUCCCUUUCCCCUCCAUCCGGUAGGUUAGCUAUUUAAGGCUUGGCCUGGGAGGAGGGAGACAAGCCGUGGUUGGGGGCUUAAUUUGUGGGUCUCUAUGCGUGAUUCUCUUCCUCUGCCAGAAAGCAUUGUCUUGGUGAACCUUGCCCCCUCUUUCCCGCAGAGCCUUGAAGACUCGGGGAAACACUCCCAAAUAUGGCUUGAUCUUCCACUCCACUUUCAUUGGCCGAGCAGCUGCCAAGAACAAGGGCCGGAUCUCCCGCUACCUGGCCAACAAGUGCACGAUUGCAUCCCGCAUCGACUGCUUCUCAGGUGAGGAAUCGGGGCCUGGCCUGUCUCUGUAUGAAGCUGGACAAGCGGCCGAGCAGCUUUGCUAUGAUGGUUACAUUUUUCGUCAACAGCAUUUCACCCAGUGAAUGGUGACGCAUCAAGGCUGAGCAAAGCUUGCUGGGUGUGGCCGUGGGGUGGAGGGGAGAGUGGACAAUAUGCUGCCGCCCUUCCCUGGGUUCUGGCCAUGUAGAGCAGGUGCCCUCCGACUCACGCAUUCCUGUCUGUGUUUUUUUGCAGAGACCCCGACCUGCGUCUUUGGAGACAAGCUUCGAGAGCAGGUGGAGGAGCGCCUGGCCUUCUAUGAGACGGGGGAGCCUCCACGCAAGAACCUUGACGUCAUGAAGGAGGUGGGCAAUGGGCUGUGGAGCCGGGGUGGGAGGGCAGAGGGGCUGCCCCAUAGCAGUCGCUGGAUGUGAUGAAAUGACCUGAGCCUGACCUAUCCACUGGUGGAGGCAAAAGCUGAUUUAAUGAGUCUGAUUCAGCCUGUUGCUGCUGCUGCAAACAACUGGGGGUGCGUGGGCUGGUACUGACGGUACUGUGAACUCUCUACAUUCACAGGCCACAGAGGUGGCUGCUGAAAUGAAGAAGAAGCUGGAGAAGAAAGCGAAGAAGAAAAAGAAGCGAGAGAAGAAGCGGCUGGAAGCCCUGGAGGCCGCAGAGGAAAUGGAGAACUCUGCGCUCGAGACGACGGCAGAGGUGAGAAGCCCCUUUGGGGAGCCAGUGGUUGGUUGUAGGGUUGGGCAUAGCAGGAGCCGAGUGUCUGCGAUAGACAGGGCUGUGUGCAUUCUCCAUUCUCUUCUCUCUCCCCCUCCCCUAUAAAUUAAUCUCAGGAAAAUGAUGUCACGCCCAAGAAAAAGAAAAAACGAAAGCACCAGGAAGAGGAGGACGUGGAGCCGUCUGAGAAUGGCCUGGAGGAGGAAGAGGUCUCCCCCAAAAAGAAGAAGAAGCUGGGCCUUGUGGAGACGCCCCACCCAAAGGGGAAAAAGACAAAGAAGAAAAAGGCCAGAAUGGAGGAAGACGAGGAGGAGGAGGACUAGUGGGCAGGACAAGUGGCAAAAUCCCGUCCAACAUGGCCAGCCUGAGACUUAAGGUCCACUGAGGGUUUCUUUAAAAACUGGCUUCUGGGCUCUUCGCUCUCUGCCCAGUACUUUUGUGACAACUGAAUGUAGCCACGGUUGGACCUCCCAUGGGCAGAAUGGCAGCCCAGGAUCCGUUUCCUGUCCCUUUCUUGGCGACACAAGGAAAGAGAGUGAGCCAGGCUGGGGGGAGGGUGUUCUGUGGCUUGCAGCUGAGGCCUCAGGAGACGUCCAUUCAGCAAGUUCCACCUGGACAUUUCAUGUACUUAACCAGCUAACAAUAAAAUUACUGUCUUUUUAUAGCAGCUUUGCCUCUGGGUAUUCUGUUAGAUGAGACCCAGGAAGGGGGUGUAGCACAACAAAACGAGGUUUGCCCUUCCAAGUAGCAUGGCACAGUCUGUUUAUUCCAUGUCUGUUGUGCAUAAAGGUUUAAAGACGUUUGAUGAGGGAGGUGUAUGGUUCUGGGCAGCUGGUGGGUUUUACUGCCAGCUUCUCUCCACAUUCAAGACUCUGAGGUAGCAAACAGCAUCCCUGGUGCUCUGCUAGCUGACUGCAAGAUUUGCAGACUUCAGUUCUUUGCUUAUAGCUGCUUUUCACUUGACAGAGGUAGCUGAACUCCGCAGCCAACUGCUUCUUCCCACUUUCCCCGAAGAGUCCUCCAAGGUCUAGGAGUAUUUCAUGCAUACAACUCAUGGGAGUGGCCACAUUCACUUUAUUUGUGCAACAAGGAGCUAAGCUCACAAUAAAUUAUUUGGCAGAAGCAG
Podarcis lilfordi (Lilford's wall lizard) is the source of this 5313-nucleotide messenger RNA. NCBI's taxonomy places the organism in Eukaryota, Metazoa, Chordata, Lepidosauria, Squamata, Lacertidae. The record is from the annotation of a GenBank genome assembly.